Messenger RNA from Pectinophora gossypiella (pink bollworm), 1212 nucleotides. RefSeq lists its product as uncharacterized. Gene Ontology annotation, cellular component: nucleus; mitochondrial inner membrane. The record is from RefSeq and is a predicted model, not a curated record. The transcript is spliced from 2 exons. NCBI's taxonomy places the organism in Eukaryota, Metazoa, Arthropoda, Insecta, Lepidoptera, Gelechiidae. The coding region runs from base 1 to 1212 and encodes 403 amino acids. Gene Ontology annotation, molecular function: nucleic acid binding; metal ion binding; RNA endonuclease activity. Gene Ontology annotation, biological process: apoptotic DNA fragmentation.
AUGACUUGGAUACAGAGGAUUUUUAUGCUAUUUUUAUGUGCGUUAAAUCUACAGCAUGGUCAAAAGUGUCGAUUGCAUACAAGGAUCCACUUCGGGGAACCGUUACCGGUUAUACUCAAGGAUGGACGACUUCUGGAGCCAACUGAUAACUUUGGCAACAUCGAAAUUGAUUAUGGGGAUACGAUAACGUUAAGUUGCGAAGGCGCUGGGUUUAUAAGCCAUCCUAACAUUAGAAGUGAUAAAACAACGGCCACAAUCACAUGUGAUGGCGGAGAGACCUUCAAAAAUGACGAGUGGUUAUCCUUACCAGCUCAGUUUACUCUAUUCAAAUGCUCCUUUCCUCCAAACUACAUUAGCAGACGAACUGACAGAACUUGUUUUGAUGGCAACCGCAUCUACGAAGUUGGUUACAGAAUAGAAAACAUCUUCUACCCAGCAUACGAGUCUUGCUUCAACGAACUUGGAUUCAACGCCAUAUACUCAAAAUACACUCAAAAGCCUUACAACGCUCAUUACCAAACGAAAGUCGAGAGGCCUUUUUUCGUUGACAACAAUGUAUAUGGAAUCAUACCAGUCAAUACCCUGUUUUCUACUAGAGGUCAGAAAGCAGCAGUGGCUCAGCUCGUAGGGCCAUUGAUAGACAAAUACAUGACGCAGAAUCAAUUUUUAUCCAGAGGUCAUCUAGCAGCUAAAACAGACUUCGUUUUGGCAUUUGGAGAACGAGCAACGUUUCACUACGUCAAUUGCGCUCCACAGUGGCAUGGCUUCAACAGCGGCAAUUGGAACACCUUGGAAAUAGACUUGAGGAACCAUAUUCACUUGGCUGGUUAUGACACGAUCAUCUACACAGGGACCUUCGGGGUGAGCACGCUGCUGAACCAGUUCGAUCGGAGAGUGGAGAUCUACCUGUAUACAGAUGAGAACAAUAACCCGGUUAUACCGGUGCCUGAAUACUUUUAUAAGGUGGUGUAUGAACCGGCCACUCAACGAGGUACUGCGUUUGUGGGGAUCAAUAAUCCGUAUUACACAGAAGCUGAGGCCAGAGAGCUGUUCUUCUGUGAAGACGUCUGUAGAAGACCUGGGCAGUAUCCUUGGUUGACCUGGCAUCCCGAUAAUAGCCAUGAUGGAUACACAUUUUGCUGCACGAUUUCAGAUUUUAGGCAAACAGUUCCACAUUUGCCAAAGUUCAAAGUGACGGGAUUGUUGAUUUGA